UUAAAAGGCUGCAGACUCUUGCACCGGCCGCCAGCACCGAAGUACGGGCCUCUUCCUCAGGGUCGAAUCAGUAGGUGACCCCGCCCCUGGAUUCUGGAAGGACCCGCCUCCGGGAACCCCGCUCGCUCCCCAGUCCCAAAGCCGGAGCUGGAAGUCGGGCCUUCCCUUCCUGCCUCGCCCCACCCUCUCCAGCUCUCGGGCCCCACCAUGGGACGCCCCCUGCCCCGUGCAAGCCUGAUGUGGGCAGUCCUGCUCUUGCUGCUGGCCUCCUGGGCAGGGCGCACCGAGGCACAGGGGAGCAAGGUCCUGCAGGGCCAUGAGUGUGAGGCCCACUCACAGCCGUGGCAGACGGCCUUGUUCCAGGGCGAGCGACUGCUCUGCGGGGGCGUCCUAGUGGGCCCCAGGUGGGUCCUCUCUGCAGCCCACUGUAAAAAGAGAAGGUACACGGUACGCCUGGGAGAUCACAGCCUGCAGAGUAAGGACAAACCGGAGCAAGACAUUUCUGUGGCUCAGUCCAUCCAGCACCCCUGCUACAACAACAGCAACAAGGAUGACCACGAUCAUGACCUGAUGCUCAUCCGACUAAGCAAGCAGGCAUCCCUGGGGUCCAAAGUGAAGCCCAUUGACCUGGCGAAGCAGUGUGCCAAAGUUGGGCAGAAGUGCACCAUAUCGGGCUGGGGCACAGUCACCAGCCCCCGAGAGAACUUCCCCGACACCCUCAACUGUGCAGAGGUGGAGAUCAUUUCCCAGAAGAAGUGUGAGGAGGCCUACCCAGGCCAGGUCACGGAUGGCAUGAUCUGUGCGGGCAACAGCGACGGGGCCGACUCCUGUCAGGGCGAUUCUGGAGGACCACUGGUGUGUAAUGGAGUCCUCCAGGGCAUCACAUCUUGGGGCUCAGACCCCUGUGGGCGGCCCAAGAAGCCUGGUGUCUAUACCAACAUCUGCCGCUACCUCAACUGGAUCAAGAAGACCAUGGGCAAUAAGGGCUGAUCCCAGAAAAAGCUGUGGAUCUCUUUCAAUAAACAGACCCCUGCUGCUUG
Molecule: messenger RNA, 1040 nt
Organism: Chinchilla lanigera (long-tailed chinchilla)
Lineage: Eukaryota; Metazoa; Chordata; Mammalia; Rodentia; Chinchillidae
Gene: Klk8
Product: kallikrein-related peptidase 8
Exons: 6
Coding region: 208-990 (260 amino acids)
Biological process (GO): memory; neuron projection morphogenesis; proteolysis
Molecular function (GO): serine-type endopeptidase activity
Source: RefSeq, a predicted model, not a curated record